ACCUCCUGCUGGCUUGGCCAGAUGUCAGUCCCCUCUUAGCUUCCUGAAACCCAAUCAUUUGGCCUCCAGUCUUCUAUAAAAGACCCUCAAAGUCCCAGCUACUGGCACCCCCAUCUCUCAGGAAUUCAGGCUGCAACAGCACCCCCCCCCCGCCCAAUUCUCCUUACCCUGCCUACAAGAUCCAGGCUCCCUGUUCUUCUCUGGCUCCCACUGCCUAAGGCCCCGGGCAUCUGGCCUGCCUACUUCUGAGAAGGCACCCCCCAGGAUCUGAAGACUGAAGUCAAGGAUGCGGCCCUACUGCAUGCUCGCCCUGCUCUCCGGGAGCCUCGCUCUGGUUCUCCUGCUGGUGGCACUGAGUACAGAUAAUUGGAUUGCCUCAGUCGGCCAUAACAACCAGGCUCACUCUGGCCUCUGGCAUCUAGAACAGGAAUCUGUGAAAGAUUUUAUCUGGGCCACCCGAGUCUUCACCAUCCUGGCUGCCCUGGCUGGUUUGCUGUCCAUCUCCUGCCUGAUCGUCUUCAUCAUUCCAUCCCUCAGUAACUCCAGCUUCAGCCACCUGGCCUCUUUGAUUUUUUGCAUCACAGCCUUUGUCGCAGUCCUCUGCAGCACGGUGGGAAUGGCUGUUUACACUGGAGAGCGAUGGAGAGAGUCUGGUCAUUCUCAGAUUCAAACCUUCUUUGCCUGGUCCUUUUACAUGGGAUGGACUUCUGUCCUUCUCUUCCUUUUCACUGGGGUCCUCAGCCUUGGGGUGCACCAGGGCACUCCUCGUCCCAACUAUGAGACCUUCUCAGCCUGAGAAUCUCAUCAGUGCUCUAUUCAUUGAAUAAAUCAAAAAUUGCC
Molecule: messenger RNA, 840 nt
Organism: Dromiciops gliroides (monito del monte)
Lineage: Eukaryota; Metazoa; Chordata; Mammalia; Microbiotheria; Microbiotheriidae
Gene: NKG7
Product: natural killer cell granule protein 7
Exons: 4
Coding region: 287-796 (169 amino acids)
Cellular component (GO): plasma membrane
Source: RefSeq, a predicted model, not a curated record